Messenger RNA from Gasterosteus aculeatus aculeatus (three-spined stickleback), 4976 nucleotides. RefSeq names its product ankyrin repeat domain 33Aa (gene ankrd33aa). Lineage: Eukaryota; Metazoa; Chordata; Actinopteri; Perciformes; Gasterosteidae. The record is from RefSeq and is a predicted model, not a curated record. Gene Ontology annotation, molecular function: protein binding.
AUGUAUAUAUGCAAUGGUUAAGAAGACCAUAUUUCAACUGACGCGUCACAGAAUGUCCAUGUGUUUCCAUGCAUGUCUGAGUGUGUCACCCCUUUAAUGGGAAUAAUUACUAGUAAGUAAGGCCCCCUGGCUUAAAGUAACAGCAGGGCUAUUUUUUUUUUUUUCCCCAACAAAUGGAUUUCCAUGGAAAACCCGGCCCGAGAGGCUGCAGACACACAGAAAUUAUUCAGGCAGGGGGUCCUCGGCAGCAGAUUUAGAACCCAUAGCCUCCAUGGUUCAGCCACAGCACUUAUUUGGACACUUAACAGAGGUUUUCUCUGACACAACAGACGGGCAGCUGAGGGCUGUGGAUGGACAUAUUCAGAGAGAGAUGAGAGGGAAGCUGACUAGCUCAACAGACUGUCAGGGGAGCAAGGUUGGCUGUUUCUUUCUCUUAAUCCUUAAAUCUUCUGUAAUCGGGAUGAGGCGGAGAGAGCAUGUUGCCUGACUUAGGACGGCAGAGACUAUGUUGGGACUAUGUUUGCCCGGAUUGCAGGCUGAUGAGGCAUCCUCACUGGCCAGCAGGAGCGAUGGAGGGAGCGGGACGGCAUCCAGCCAGAGACAGUUUGGAAACGUUAACCUAACCAGUUUCCAACGAGAGUCCACGAGAAGAAGGGAAGUCCAAUUAAUGAGCGUGGUUUAACCUCCGAGAGCCAUUUAAAAAGAAAAAGAAAGAGAAGAGGACUUAUCCACGGAUGGUUUUAGGAUGUAGAUGGUGAGCCGCGGACCCGACAACUGGGUGUGAACGCGGGCCGGAGGGUGACCAAUGGCCUCUGCGAGUUACGACCCCCACCUGGGCGCCGGCCCGUCUGACGACUCGGUGAUCCUCCUGGAUGAUGAUUCUGACUCGGGCAGUUUGCUCUCAGACGACUCGGUGCUUCCCGACUAUGAAAGGGAUGAAAAGCACACAGAGCCGGCUAAAUCGCUGUAUGAGGCGUGCGCUAGGAACGAGCCCGCGUCCCUGCGCAGGAUCAUGGAGAGAGGGGUUACUAAAGAAGAGGCCAAUGAGCUGGACAUCAAUGGCAGGAAUGGACUGAUGUUGGCUGUGGGAAAAGGAUUCAUAGACAUUGUCACCAUGCUGCACGUAUGUCCAUUAAUAGACAUCAACCACCAAGACAAUGAUGGCAACACGGCCCUCAUGAUUGCUGCUCAGGCAGGUUUUGUCACUAUUUUAAACUACAUCCUUAACUUCUACUCUGGUGUGGAUACGGAAGUCAGAGAUCCCCGUGGCUUCACAGCUCUAAUAAAGGCCGGCCUACAGAGCCGAGAAGAGUGUGUAUCCGCCCUGUUAAUGCACGGUGCAGACAUGAAUGCCAUGGAUCUGGUCCAUGGGAGAGGUCUAAAGGACUGGAUCCUUAGGACAGGAGGCUUUGACACCCUUUACAGAAUCCGCCGCCUGCAGGCUCAGUCUGUCGCCGAGCAGUUCUGCGACAGCUACAUUCCUGAGUGGCCUGAGCUGAAGCAACUGGUGGCAAAGGCCACGGCCGUCAAAACAACCAGUCAAAAGCUGCGGCAGUGCAUUAAAGACAGUCUUUCUUUCAACUUCCCGCAUGACCCCGAAGACAAUGGGGUCUUGGACCAUAUGGUGCGGAUGACCACGGGCAUCCACAGCCCCCUGAUAGCCACCGGUUGCCGUCCGCUGUGCCCCUCGAGCCCCCCGGAGGUCGGCAAGCCGCGGUUUUCCGUGCCCGAACUGCUUGAAAAGCACAGCAGCAUCGAGCUGGAGGAGAAGGCCGUGUCCCACAGUAAAGGUUCCAUCACCGCCUCGUUUUCUCAGGCUGAAGUGUCGGCAACCUCCGUGUCUCUGACCUCGUGCUGCCAGGACACAGAGCGCGGCGAAAGCGGGGCCUCGGGAGGCAUCAGGAGCUUCAUUCCCUGCAGCGCGGCACACAGGAACAGCAUCAUCCCCUCGGGAUGCAUUCCCAAGAUUGAAAUAACAAAAUCGGGGGAGCCCACUCCAAAGAAGGAGAAAAAGAAGAAACGGCAGAAGGGCUACCUGGAGCCUCCUGUCUGGAAAUACAAGGAGGCUAAGGAGGAGAAGAAGAGAGAGAAGAAGGAGCAACAGGAAAAAGAACAGGAGAAAAAGCAGAAGGGUUCCAAACGUUCAACGGGCCAAAAAUGAAGCGUUAGUCGCAUUUCCUCAGAAGGUUUCACUUUGACCAGGGAGGGAUGGGCUUAUGUCAUAGGAGUGAAGCCUGUUUUAACAGAAUUAGGAAAUGGCAAAACCAUUUUGGAAGGAAGCGAUUAACAAUUGAUGGAUUUGAACUUUGAUGAACUGAAAAUAGUGAACCAAAUAUUCUCUGGUUUUGGAGACAUACUCCAGAGUGUGUCCUUGACUCUUGGUAAAUUAACUCAUGGGAAUGCCAAGACCUGCAAUGACAACAUCAUUUGUGAAGAACCCAUAUGUGAGUAUUUUACAAAUCGCGCUAUUGUGACUGAUGGUAUUUAACUGCACGACUACCAAACGAAUAGCAGAUACUGUUAAUACAGUUCAAUGGAGCAAUGGCCUUAAGCAAGUUCAAGACACCGACAAACCGCCUGCUUUGCUCGUCUACGCCACGGCCUCCAAGGGACAGCGGUUGCUUUUUACUAGACCAUAAAUAUCUGUCAGCACACAACUAUUGUAAGAUUCAUGAACCACGGUUCUUUUUUACCUGUGCGAUGGGAGCAACACUGUGGGAAACGAUUCAGGAAGCAGGAAAGGAAUCCCAGCUUUGACACAUCGUCUUAUUGACGUCUCCACUGCUCACUCAGCGGGCAACAUUUAAAUAUGCUGGUGUGUUUCCUACAAUCCCUCAAAAAUGACUGCCAGGUCAUUUUUUCAUUUUAUAUAAAUGAAAUCAGUCACCAUUUUGUGAUUUAGUCAACACUCACUUCAAUCUUCAUAGUAUGCAACAUAUAGCUUUUACCGGAUGCCUUUUAUCAUUCCUUUCUUAAAAUCAUUUUAAUACUCAAAACUGUAAGGCUGCGGCAUGAGAAUGAAAUUAGCCGUGAAGAUGCAGAGAAAUUAGAUGUACUGUUUGUACACAAUGUCACUCAGGAAAAAUGUUGUGAUACAUCGGGCAUUAUAUCUUAAAAAUCCGUUGAGGAGUGAGCAUCUGUUUUGUGGUCCAGCAUUGGGUCAGUAAAGAAUAUUCUGUGUAUAGAUCAACUUGGUAACUGAUGCAAUUACAAUGUCUCAAGCUUUCAUUGCAAAACCUGUUCUAACUAAAGCAAAUUAUGAAUUAUUUAUUAUUGAAAUAAUGUGUAGAUACUGUUUUUACAAACGUGACAGCAUCAUUUCUUGGUUUAUUUAUUUUUAAGUGGAAGCAAGAGACAACAGUUUAAAUCCUGUACAUCUUGAUAGUAUGAGGGAGAUGAAAAUGUGUGUUUUUAUGAAACCUUGGAAUAAAUGUACUAACUUUCUUAAGUGAAUUUGUUUUUCUACACUUUGGGGAUCUUUGGGGGGUCACAGAACCUAAUUCAUAUUUAUUGUUCAGUAACUGAAAACAAAUAGGGUUUUAAGAUCGUGCCUGUUACACAACUCACUGAAACAUUUCCCUAUUUGAUGAUAGUGAUUCAUUUAAUUUACAGGAAAGUAAUUCAUCAUUUCCUCAACAGGCAUGUGUGUGAUGGAUGAGCCUCUUUUCUGGCACGUAACCAUGGUAACCCUCUCCCAAAGUUACUUUGAGCUCCUUAAGGAAGCCUAUAAUGCGCUCUUUGGAGUGGCCUGAGAUGGCUUUUGAACUCAUCUAUAAUCCUUUAAUCCAAUCCACACUUUAGUAGCUUUUAUUUGCUGUAACAUAAAAUCAAAAUAGCUAUUUUGAUGUGCUCAAAAAAGUAGCAUUGAAGAUAUGAGCAUUCAAUUUUUUCUUUGUAAACCUUUCAUUUCCUGUUUUGAAGUUCUUCACUUCAACAGAAAGCUAGCAAGUUCAACUUUUUGACAUUAUUUCAGCAUUCUGGCUGACUUCCUCUUCUCGGGAGGGACACGGUGACUUGAGGUCAACUCUAAAAUAAAACCUCUCUAGACUUCAAUAAAGGAACGCAUUGUACUUUUAAUGCAUCUACGAGGACAAAGACGGUAAAGAACUAACCUCAUUCAGUUAGAACACAUAGGCUGGACCAGAUUUCACAAAUCCGGACUUCUGAGAAUGAGACAUCACACUGUGAAGCACAAAUACCAGCUGUGUGUCAGUUAACCUAUUUAAUAUAUGCUUCUAACAAACUGGAAGCUGAGCAAGGUCUUCCCUUUACUAGGGAAUUUGCUCAUGAAAAACUCACAGAAGGAAAACAUGUCGGGUAAAGUUAUUCACAAAAUAACAAUAAUUCGUUAUUCAACAAAAUAUACGCUUUUAUAAAAAAACAAUUCCCACAAAGGGAACGAGACAGUGUGGCUAGUUGACGUAAGAUUGGGAGAAGUUCUGAUUAAAAAAAGAACGAUGGAAGAAGAUUUGCUCUUUUUUUUCCUCCAUGACAGCUGAUGUGAGAGCGUCCAGCUGUUUCUUAAGUCAUAAGCCAAAAAGUGAAAGAUUACAGAGCCUGAGAACAAGGGUGUGAUUUAUAUUACAGACCUAUUGGCAUCUUUCUCAGGCUCUGAAUGAAGUGUUAUUAGACAGCCGGUCGGUCUAGCAUCUAAUGGACUGAUGCAUUUGCCAUUAAGAGACACUUUGACAGCCAUAAUUAAAAUAACAGAACUGCCCUUCAGAUUUAAUUGCAAGGAAACAGAAUUUAUUUAGACCAAUAUAAAUCUUCCUAAAGUUCCAUGUCAUGUGUUUUUUCUUGUUAUUAAUUUAAAUGCAUGUUUUACCUUUAAUGUACGGGGUCAUGUGCAGAGUUUGACAUUGAGGCUGUUUUCCCAGUUGUCUUAUUUAAGGGAGAAAAUGUCUUUAUGCUAACAUUGAAUCUCAGUUCAACACUUGUAUGUAUGAGCAUGAUUUAAUAAAAUAACAACUACUGUC